This is a messenger RNA of Rhinopithecus roxellana (golden snub-nosed monkey), 4478 nucleotides long. RefSeq names its product ZFP30 zinc finger protein (gene ZFP30). The record is from RefSeq and is a predicted model, not a curated record. Gene Ontology annotation, biological process: regulation of transcription by RNA polymerase II. Lineage: Eukaryota; Metazoa; Chordata; Mammalia; Primates; Cercopithecidae. Bases 365 to 1924 code for a protein of 519 amino acids. Gene Ontology annotation, molecular function: DNA-binding transcription factor activity, RNA polymerase II-specific; RNA polymerase II transcription regulatory region sequence-specific DNA binding. Gene Ontology annotation, cellular component: nucleus. The transcript is spliced from 6 exons.
CGGAGCAGCUGCGGGACUUGCCUCCGCCCCCCGCGCGCUUGCGCAUUCGCGAGCGAGACAGGCGCUCUCCUGUAUUCUGGCGCUGCUGACUCCAGGGCUGGACGAUCCUCAGAGUCUGGUGGCGGUUAGCUGGGGCCAGGGAAGCCUGGAAGGGGGGUUCCAAUCGAGUCAAGAAAAGCCUGGGGUGUCCUGAACUGUGGCUGCUUCCCCAGCCCUGCCAGUUUCCAAAGGAGGCGCCUGAGAAGGAGAAACGAAUCGCUGCUGCUCUUCUAAAAGCCGGUUCCGUCUCUGGCAUCUGUGGACCCUGAUUCUGAAGUAAAUGAACCUUGAGGAAAAUUGACCCGGUUCUUGCAAUUCUAAAAUCAUGGCUCAUGAUUUGGUGAUGUUCAGAGAUGUGGCUGUAGACUUUUCUCAGGAAGAGUGGGAAUGCCUAAACUCAUAUCAGAGGAAUUUGUACAGAGAUGUGAUAUUAGAGAACUAUAGCAACUUGGUGUCACUGGCAGGAUGUUCCAUUUCUAAGCCAGAUGUGAUCACCCUAUUGGAACAAGGGAAAGAGCCCUGGAUGGUUGUGAGGGAUGAGAAAAGAAGAUGGACUCUAGAUUUGGAAUCCAGAUAUGACACUAAAAAGUUAUUUCAAGAAAAGGAUAUUUAUGAAAUGAACUUAUCUCAGUGGAAGGUAAUGGAAAGAAUUAAAAGCUGUGGACUUGAAGGACAAGAAAGUCCUCAUGAAGUGUGUUUCAGGCAAGUGACAAAAACCACCUCUGAAAAAACGCCUAGCUACAGAAAACUCACAUCUCUUCCUCUGUAUCAGAAGAGUCGUAACAGAGAGAAACCCUAUGAAUGUGGGGAAUGUGGGAAGGCUUUUAGAGUACGACAACAACUUACUUUCCAUCAAAGAAUUCAUACUGGUGAGAAACCCUAUGAAUGUAAAGAAUGUGGAAAAGCCUUUAGACAGUGUGCCCACCUCAGUCGACAUCAGAGAAUUCAUACUUCUGACAAACUCUAUGAAUGUAAAAAAUGUGGAAAGAUCUUCACAUGUGGCUCAGACCUUCGAGUACAUCAGAGAAUUCAUAUUGGUGAGAAGCCAUAUGAAUGUAAAGAAUGUGGGAAAGCCUUUAGAGUUAGAGGACAACUUAAUCUCCAUCAAAGGAUUCACACAGGUGAGAAGCCCUAUGAAUGUAAGGAAUGUGGGAAGGCCUUUAGGCAGUAUGCACACCUUACUCGACAUCAGAGACUUAACAUUGCUGAGAAGUGCUAUGAGUGUAAGGAAUGUGGUCAGGCCUUUCUGUGUAGUACAGGCCUUCGAAUACAUCACAAACUUCAUACUGGAGAAAAACCCUAUGAAUGUAAGGAGUGUGGAAAGGCCUUUAGAGUGCGGCAACAGCUUACUCUGCAUCAGAGAAUUCACACUGGUGAGAAGCCUUACGAUUGUAAGGAAUGUGGGAAGACUUUUAGUCGUGGCUAUCAUCUAACUCUCCAUCAGAGAAUACAUACCGGUGAGAAGCCCUAUGAAUGUAAGGAAUGUCAGAAGUUCUUUCGUCGUUACUCAGAACUUAUUUCACAUCAGGGUAUUCACAUUGGAGAGAAACCUUAUGAAUGUAAGGAAUGUGGGAAGGCAUUUAGACUGUUCUCACAGCUUACUCAACAUCAGAGUAUUCAUUUUGGUGAGAAACCCUAUAAGUGUAAGGAAUGUGAGAAGACUUUUAGACUGCUUUCACAACUUACUCAACAUCAAAGUAUUCAUACUGGUGAAAAGCCCUAUGACUGUAAGGAAUGUGGAAAGGCCUUUAGACUUCAUUCAUCACUGAUUCAACAUCAGAGAAUUCAUUCUGGUGAGAAACCUUACAAAUGUAAGGAAUGUAAAAAGGCAUUUAGACAACAUUCACAUCUUACUUACCAUCAGCGAAUUCAUAAUGUAACUUAAUAGUUAUUAGAACUCUUCCAUUGUGAAUUUUAUGUUGCGCAUAGGAAGUACAUUCUAGAGGAAAAGUUUUUGAAUGUGGGAAUCCCUUUUGCUUCAUGCUCAGAACUAAGCAUAGGAAGUUUUAUUUAAAGGAAAGAAUAUGUUGACGAACAUAUGGAAGCCUUUCAUCAUCUUUGAAACCAUGUUAUAGGAAAUUCAUCCUAGAAAGGAACUUUAUUAAAGUACUGAAUGUGGAAAAGCUUUUGAUCUUACCUAUUAUCUCCAUAUUCUUCCAUCUGUGUAGUAUACACACGGAGGUUGCCAGGGAACCACCUCAUUCUGAAAAUGUGCAAAUGAAAGGAAAGUCAUUUAGUCUACAUUUCCUGUGUAAACUGUAUUUCAAGGCAACCAGAAGUUAAUGAGGUAAAAGUUCUUUAUUAGAAAAUUCCAGGCUAAUGAAUGCAGAAAGAAUAAUAGAAAAUUGUAUUAGAAAAACUAUUGUGUAACACAUAAUGAAAUAAUGGAUUUAGGCACGAUUCUCUGUAGAGGUUGAGACUAUUCAGUGAAAGGUUGUGAACUUUACAGUGAAUAGAUGAGACUGACAACAUCUGAACUCACUGAUCAUCUUAACUUCACAGAAAGCAAGACAGUAAAAAUGUGCCUCCUAAUGUGAUACAGUAAGAUAAACACAUCUUGCCAAAAAUAUUGAACCUGAAUUUAAGCCUCAAGAUCUAACUCCCAGUUUAUAGAAAAUUCAAGGAAUGGAAAAGUAAAUUACAUGACAUGAAAAGGAGCAAUUAAAUAUAAAAUAAGGGUAAUUCUACAAGAGGAAUCACCUGGUUUCCCAACCAAUAAAAUGGCAUUUUAAGAAAUAAGGUGGAACUCUUAGGUAUUGACAGACUUGAGACAACAUCAAUCAAAUGCAAUGAAAGAGUGGUUUUUACUUAGAUCAUGAGUUGAACAAACAUGUAAAAGAAGACAUAAUAAUUGGGAGAAUGGGAAUAUUGACAAUAUUAGAUAAUAUUAAACUUUUUGUUAGGUGUGAUAAUAGCAUUGUGGUUAUGUAAAAGUCUAUUUGUUAGAGAUAAUUUCUGAAGUUUAUACACAUGAGAUGAUGUAUCUGGAAUGUCAUUUUGUUCAUGCAAUAGAAAAAUGAGGAUGAAUAACAAGUUUGGCAAAAUGAUGGUAACCUAAGUCUUGCAUACAUGGUUUUUAUUUGUUUUUGCUAUUCUCUCUACUUUUAUGUUUUUAAAAUUUUCCAUGAUGUUCUUUUAAAGAUCAAAUUAUCCAUGAAAUUAUAACCAGUUUAAAAUGAAUUAUUAAAAAAAAAUUCUGGCUGGGCGUGGUGGCUCAUGCCUGUAAUCCCAGCACUUUGGGAGGCCAAGGUGGGCAGAUCACGAGGUCAGGAGUUCGAGACCAGCCUGACCAUCAUGGCGAAACCUCAUCUCCACUAAAAAUACAAAAAUUAGCCAAGGAUGGUGGCAUGCGCCUGUGAUCCCAGCUACUCGUGAGACUGAGAUGGGAGAAUCACUUGAACCCAGGAGACAGAGGUUGCAGUGAGCCGAGAUCACGCCAUUGCACGCCAGCCUGGGCAACAAGAGCAAAACUCCAUCUCAAAAAAAAAAAAAUUCUACAUAUUAAAACUUGUGGAUGUUGCCAAAGCGCUACACAUUGGGAAUGGAAUAUUAAUUACACUAUAAUAAUGAUAAUGUAUUCAGGAAGUUAAAAUGUGGGUCCACAUUUUAUUUAGUUCACCUCUCUAUCGCUAUAUUAUAGUACCCAUAGUGUGUACCUCUUUUUUUUUUUUUUUUUUGAGACGGAGUCUCUCUCUGUUGCCCAGACUGGCGUGCAGUGCUACAAUCACAAUCUCGGCUCACUGCAAGCUCUGCCUCCCAGGUUCAAGCCAUUCUCCUCCCUCAGCCUUCUGAGUAGCUGGGAUUACAGGUGCCCGCCACCAUGCCAGGCUGAUUUUUGUAUUUUUAGUAAACAUGGGGUUUCACCAUGUUGGCCAAGCUGGUCUCAACUCCUGACCUCAGGUGAUCUACCUGCCUCAGCCUCCCAAAGUGCUGUGAUUACAGGCGUGAGCCACCGCGCCCAGCCAGUACUUCAUUGUUUAAAGAAUGAGUAAAAGAAAGCAAUUACUACUGCUAAAUGUGGGAAAUAAUGGACUAGACCUGUACUGUCUAAUAUAUGGUAGUCACUAGCAACCUGUUGAGCACUUGUAAUUGAGUUAUUGAGCACUGAAAUGUGGCUAGUCCAAAUUCAAAUGGUGUUAAAUGUGAAACACAAGAUUCUAAAGACUUAGUUGUUUUUAAAAAGUUAAGUAUCUCAGUUUUUCAUAUUGAGUACAUAUUUAAAUAAUAUUUUAGAUAUAUUGGUUCAAAUAAAAUACAUUAAAAUGAAUAACUAUUUUUUGUUUUUAUAAAAUGUGUUACAGGAAAAUUUUUUAUCUGUAGCUCACAUAUUUCUAUUGUCAGCACUGGUAUAAACAAUAAAAAGUAGACUUGGGGCCGGGCGCGGUGGCUCAAGCCUGUAAUCCCAGCACUUUGGGAGGCCGAGACGGGCGGAUCACGAG